AUGACGAGACCGCGUCGCUCCAGCGCCGCGAGCGAGGAGAGCAACGGUACCGCUGGCGAGCAGGAGCUGGGUAGUAUGUACGACUACUUGGCCAAGAUUGUUCUGCUGGGACCGAGCGGGACGGGCAAGUCUUGUCUGCUUCACCGUUUUGUCAAGAGCGAAUGGAGAGUAUUGUCGUCCCAAACAAUCGGCGUCGAGUUUGCGAGUAAAAUCAUCAAGGUCGGCACCGGAUCCCGGCGGAAACGGAUCAAGCUGCAGCUUUGGGAUACCGCCGGCACCGAACGAUUCCGUUCCGUUUCUCGAUCCUAUUACCGCGGCGCCGCCGGCGCCAUUCUCGUCUACGACGUCACAAACCACAGCAGUUUCCGCGGACUGCAGCCAUUCCUCAACGAUGCCCGCGCCCUGGCGUCGCCGAACCUGUCUUGUCUCCUGGUAGGAAACAAGCUCGACCUCGCAUCCGAACCCCUUAUCGACACGAGCCUACCCCCGCCAACACCGAGCAGCCUCGGCUCCAUGUCGUAUUUUGCAAACGGCUCCGCGGGGUCGGGCGGCAGCAGUAUUCCGUCGCUCGGCACGCAACAAAAGGCCACCGAGGCACCGGAAGGGCGCGAGGUCAGCAACGCCGACGCGAACAGAUGGGCGGGCACGGUGGGGAUCCCCGUUGUGAUGGAGGCGAGCGCCUUCAACGGCGAGAACGUCGACGAGAUUUUUGCGAGGCUCGCUAGGAUGAUUCUGACCAAGAUCGAGCUGGGCGACAUCGAUCCGGACGACCCGAUGAGCGGCAUUCAGUACGGCGACGGCUACGGCGGAGGGUGGAAUGCGGGCGCCAGCGACGGCGCAAGCAUCAAGAGUUCCAUGACGGGCGCGACUCUGGACGAGGCGGGCGGCGUGCGCAGGCGAAAGGGCAAGCGAAACACGCGUAGCGGCGCCAACUGGGGUUUACGUGACUGGGAGGAGGUGUUUACGUUGACGAACCGACGCAGAGGCGGCAACUGCUGUUAG
Messenger RNA from Colletotrichum destructivum, 1002 nucleotides. Its product is annotated as Putative small GTP-binding protein. Bases 1 to 1002 code for a protein of 333 amino acids. The transcript is spliced from 4 exons. Gene Ontology annotation, cellular component: plasma membrane; recycling endosome. Gene Ontology annotation, biological process: vesicle-mediated transport; regulation of endocytosis. Gene Ontology annotation, molecular function: GTP binding; GTPase activity. The record is from RefSeq and is a predicted model, not a curated record. Lineage: Eukaryota; Fungi; Ascomycota; Sordariomycetes; Glomerellales; Glomerellaceae.